AUGGAAGAGAUCAUGGUCAUCAUGGCGGCAAUCAUGAGCAUGGAAAUGGUGGAGGCGGCGGGAACAGAGAAGAUCGACUGUGGUAUACCCAUUCAAGCAGGAGUAUGGAGGAUUACUUGGAAUGCUAGGAAUGACAAAUGCGGGAAACUAUGGUAACUAUGGGUAUAGUUACUGCCAGUACUAUCCAUAUGCAGCGAAUUGUCAGCAAGUUAACUAUGGAAACAAUUACUAUGGGAGUAACAACGGGUAUUAUGGAAGUUAUUACAAUGGCUAGAAAACUUAAUUUUAAAAAAAUUUGAGCUCUAGGAAGUUUACUGUAGACAAAUUUCGCCCUUGAAAUUUUUUAUGAGUCUAGAAACAAUAGAUGCUUUUGUGAAAAUAAGAGAAAAUGCUUUUGUGAAUAAUCAUGGAAAAAUAUAGAUGUAAUGGACCCUACAUACGAAGAACUAACGCUUUUCUCAUUCAAGUUACAUCGCCAAGGUGAGAAUCGCUAAUUCUAAUCGAAUCGUUUAACCUUGUGUUCAAGGAGUCUACAUCUCGACAUUUUAGAGCUUUCUCAAAAUUUGAUUAUUGUAUUUUUGGCCUUAUUGCCCGCCUUUCCAAUUAUCGCUCCCUCAAAAGGCGGGGAGGUCUCAAAGUUCUCUCAAAAUUUUUUACAUCUUGUCUAAUAUUUAUUACAUGUUUGUUGUAUAAAUAUUAGUAAUCGGGAAACGAAAUAAAUAUGUAAUAUUGUUACCACCUGUAUUCCAGUAUUUUUUUGAGUUAAAUAAUUUUCGCCAAACAUGCCAACUUCUAAUUUAUAUUAUUUAGCGUUGAAAUGGAGUAAUCUCGCCCUUUUAGCAUAAACGAAGUAUGUGAGCUUAUGAACUUGGCGUAUGAUGACAUACUUAAAUGCCAACAACAUUGUUGACGCCUUCAAUUUGUCAUCGGAACCAUUUUUCACGGGUAGAGAGUAUAUCUACGAGUAUUUUACGUUGAUCUUUCAUUCAUUUGGAAUCAUUAAAUUUAUUAUCAGCGUAUAUUUUGUAAUCCGAGUGGCCAGGUUGAGGUUGUUGCACAUUAACUUUCGGAUUACUGUAGUAAGGAUUUAUUUUUUGUGAUUUUUUUUAACAAAUGUAAUCUUUUCAAGUGCAACACGAUAAUCGCAUUGGAAGUAAUGCAUAUCACAUAUUUUUUUGGUAAUUUCUACGACCUCUAUACAAGUAAUUUCACCGACCGCUUUUAUGUCAACAUUGGUUGUGCCAUUGUGGGCAUUCUAAACUACAUUGGCGGCGGCAGCUCUGCAGUAAGCAUGCUAUCCUUGGCCGUUGAACGUCAUAUGGCUUAUAAAUGGAGUGAUGUGUAUGAAGAUGCCCCGCAAAAUCUAGGGAAGAAGUUGGCUAUUUUUGUGGUAAUUGUAAUAUCUAUUAAAUUUUUCAAGAUUGUAUUUCAGACUCUGCAAGGGUUUGUUGCGAGCUUUACUUUGUGGUGUAUUGUUGCCAUUUAUGUAAUUAAUUUUGACUUGUACUCUUGGAAGCAGGGCUGUUUGCCGACACAAGUGUCUUGGAUCGCUGAAACAAUUGGAUUCGGAGUGGCCACGGUCACUUGUUUGAUCGCGUUUUUGGUAAAUUUUUUUAUUUUGGAGAGUCCGGAGCACAUUUUUUUUGAAAAAAAUCACAAAAAUUUUAAUUUAAUUCUGCCGUUUUCCUCUCCUUUUCCUUGCUUUGGAUUCAAUUUUCGUGUCAUCGGCACAGUGCCGGAACUCAUUUUGAACUUUCUCCAUUUUCGCACAGUGCAAUGUUUCAAGCCCAAAAUCAAUUCUUUUUUCGAGGGAUUUCCCUCCAAAAUUUGGACUUGUCGCAGCAUUUCGGGUUUGUCGCUGCGAUUUCGUCUUGCGACAUGGCCCUUUGUCGCAGAAUUUCGGGUUUGUCGCUGCCAUUUCGUCGUGCGACAUGACCCUUUGUCGCAGAAUUUCGCAUUUGUCGCUGCGAUUCUUGCUUGCGACAAGCUCGGGGAAAAGUCCAAAAUCGACGACUGGUCGUUCUGUUGGAAAAUGAGAGAGCGCACUGAAAACAGAGGAAUUCUCGGGAUUUGAGGCUUCGAAAAAGCCGUCUUGCAGAAAAUUGAAAUGCAAGAAAACUUGAAACUUGAUCAAUUAUUUUUCAAUCUUUAGUGGUUUUGCUCGUUGAGUCGGAAAACUCGUCAAGAUCGUUUUGUCCGCCUCAAUUUGAACACCCUAAGUGCUCGGUAUCAAACCACAGAAAACUCGUACACAGUGGCUUCAAUAACUCCGUCUAUGGCUAUAUUCCUCAUGAUCUCCUCAACCUCCCUGGUCUCAUGUUUUAUUCGUGGCUAUAUUGCAGAAGUUUACGGGGAAAACACGAUUGCUUCCAAAUUCCUGGCAGAUGUAAGUGCUAUAUUGAAAAUAAACUCGUUUACAUUACUAAUGAUUUAUAUAAAAUAAACUCGUUUAAAUUGCUAAUUCCGGUCUGGAGAUAAUGUAAUCAUGUAAAUAUAUUGCUCUUUCUUUCAGCUGGGCUAUUUCCUUGUUGACAUUUACGCCUUAUGUCAUUUGAUGUGUAUAUGGGCGUAUAAUCCAAUGGUUCGACGGGUCAUUCAACAGGAUUUUACUAUGUUCUCUUGUUGCCGGAAAAGCACGCCAGCGGAUGCAAAAAUUGAUUAUCAAAGGGAAACACAAAUGUAUUUUGACCAGUUCAGGGAUGCUUGGAAAUAA
Molecule: messenger RNA, 2713 nt
Organism: Bursaphelenchus xylophilus (pine wood nematode)
Lineage: Eukaryota; Metazoa; Nematoda; Chromadorea; Rhabditida; Aphelenchoididae
Source: the annotation of a GenBank genome assembly